CUACUACCAUCUCUGCGCAAAAUUUGCAGUUCUCUUUUUGUUUAAACUGUGCGACUGAAUUUGCUUUCCCAAAAAUUUCAUCUUCAGCUAAAUCAGAACAUCAACCCUAAAAUGAGAAACACUUUGUGAAAUCUUGAAAGUUUAAGUUCUGAAUUCAACUGCGGUGGCAUUGUGGUCGUGUCUACGGUUUCAAACAGUCACCGGAAGUGCCGGUGGAGCAAUUCCUGCUGAAACUGAGUUGGGUCAUCCCCAUUUACUUCAACUUCAAGAUUUGAGACGAAUUACAUGGAUUCAGCCGCUGCAAUUUCUUUAUGCCCAUCAACUCCUGGUUGGAAUCUCGAUCGUCCCUUUCUUACUGGCCAAUUUUAUCAGGAAACAAAGAUUUCGUCUGGAACUACUGAAUACAAGGGGUUUUCUGCGGACUCAAGUUCCGGAGCAGAUAAAGCUAUAGGUUGUUACCAUGCCACCAUUCAGGAAUUGAUUGUUAUUGAUGAUCUUCUAUCUACCCUUAUUGGAAUUGAAGGACGCUAUAUUUCUAUCAAGAAAGUCCGAGGGAAGGAGGAUGACAUAACCUUUCAGGUUGAUGCAUCUAUGGAUUUAGCUCUUCAGGAGUUUGCAAAAAGGCUGUUCCCGUUAUGCGAAAGUUAUAUCUUGAUUAACCAGUUUGUGGAGACAAGGUCACAGUUCAAGACAGGCCUAGUCAAUCAUGCCUUUGCUGCAGCUCUAAGGGCACUCCUCCUUGACUACCAAGCAAUGGUGGCACAGCUUGAACAUCAAUUUCGCUUAGGAAAACUUUCCAUACAAGGAUUAUGGUUUUACUGCCAGCCAAUGAUGGGUUCGAUGCAAGCACUGUCUAUGGUGGUGAAAAAGGCUGCAGCGGAUAACUGUGUUGGUUCUGCAGUCCUUAACCUCUUGCAAAGCCAGGCAAAGGCAAUGGCUGGUGAUCACGUAGUGAGGUCUUUGCUGGAAAAGAUGUCACAAUCAGCAAGCACUGCAUAUCUUGGAAUAUUAGAGAGGUGGGUGUAUGAAGGAGUGAUAGAUGAUCCUUAUGGUGAAUUCUUUAUUGCUGAGAACAAGUCUCUUCAGAAGGAGAGUCUUACUCAAGAUUAUGAUGCCAAGUACUGGCAACAACGUUACAGCCUGAAAGAUGAAAUUCCUAGCUUCCUUGCAAAUGCAGCAGAAACAAUUUUGAUCACUGGAAAAUAUUUAAAUGUCAUGAGAGAGUGUGGACAUAGCAUUCAGAUCCCUGUGGCAGAAAAGUCAAAGUUGACAAGUGCAGGCUCAAAUCAUCACUAUUUGGAGUGCAUCAAGUCUGCUUAUGAUUUUGCCAGUGGCGAACUAUUAAAUCUUGUUAAAAACAAGUAUGAUCUCAUGGGUAAACUGCAAUCUAUUAAGCACUAUCUUCUUCUUGAUCAGGGUGAUUUCUUAGUGCACUUCAUGGAUACAGCUAGAGAGGAGCUCAUGAAGAAGCCUGAUGAGAUAUCUGUGGAGAAGCUACAGUCUCUUCUAGACCUUGCUUUGCGAUCUACUGCAGCUGGUGCAGAUCCUUGCCAUGAGGACUUGUUAUGUUGUGUGGAGAGGACUACUUUAUUGAAAAGAUUGAGUACAUUGAAAGAUCUUGAGAUCAGCCGGUCUGCUCCAGAUAGCAAUGAUUUAGAGGAGCCACUGAGCAUAACUGGCUUGGAAACUUUUUCUUUGAAUUACAAGGUUAGAUGGCCCUUAUCUCUUGUAAUAUCACGGAAAGCCUUGACAAAAUAUCAGUUGAUUUUCAGAUUUCUAUUUCACUGUAAGCAUGUUGAUAGGCAACUCUCUGGGGCAUGGCAAGUACAUCAGGGUCUCCGCAAGCUUGACAUGCAAGGAACUACAGUUUCUGUAUCAUCUUUGUUAUGUCGCAAUAUGCUGAAGUUCAUAAAUAGUCUCUUACACUAUUUGACAUUUGAGGUGCUUGAACCUAACUGGCAUGUAAUGCUCAAUAGACUUCAAACUGCGAAAAGCAUUGAUGAGGUUAUCCAAUACCAUGACUUUUUUCUUGACAAGUGCUUGAGGGAAUGUGUGCUUCUAUCACCAGCCCUUCUUAAGAAGGUGGAGAGGUUGAAAUUAAUAUGUCUGCAAUAUGCAGCUGCAAUGCAACGGCUGAUUACCUCCUCGUUGGAUACUACUGACAAUGACACAUUGUCUAAUGAUUCUCCCAGUAUAGAAAAAUAUAAGAACUUGAAACUAAGGACCCCAUAUCAGAUGCUGAGACUAGCUCCUGAAAACGUCACAGUAUUAGAAUCCGUUCUGAAAUUUGAGAAGGAAUUUUCGUUUGAGCUUCACAGCCUGGGACCGAUAUUAAGCAGUGGCUCUCGAGCAGAACCAUACUUGACUCAUCUUGCACAGUGGAUCCUUGGUGUGGGAAAAGACCAGUAAGCUGAUUGUUUUUUGUUGCCUACAAACUUUAGUUUUAAAAUUGCAGUUUUAGUAAUCUUUCUUUUUAUUUAUGUCUGUUCGAUUUCUUUUUCUUCUUAAAUACUCGGUUGAGCUUGUAGAGUGUGAUCAUUGUGAAAUCAAAUCAAGCUUUUCUUAUUUAUUUA
Messenger RNA from Solanum pennellii, 2573 nucleotides. RefSeq names its product gamma-tubulin complex component 2. The transcript is spliced from 21 exons. The record is from RefSeq and is a predicted model, not a curated record. Gene Ontology annotation, biological process: microtubule nucleation; spindle assembly; mitotic cell cycle. Gene Ontology annotation, molecular function: microtubule minus-end binding; gamma-tubulin binding. NCBI's taxonomy places the organism in Eukaryota, Viridiplantae, Streptophyta, Magnoliopsida, Solanales, Solanaceae. Gene Ontology annotation, cellular component: centrosome; gamma-tubulin small complex; equatorial microtubule organizing center. The coding region runs from base 286 to 2409 and encodes 707 amino acids.